AUGCCACUUAUAUUCAAAAGUGAGGAAUUUAUCAACUACUGUAAAGAACGUGGGAUUUUCCAAAAAUUUACUGCUCCUAACCAUCCUGCAACAAAUGGCCUGGCGGAACGAAACAUACAAACUUUAAAGAGAAGACUUAUUGCUGCUGCCGAUGAUCCAACCCCAAUUACCACAAAGCUACAAAACAUUAUGUUCAGAUAUCGAGCAACACCUUUGGCAUCAGGCAAGACUCCAGCAGAGUUGUAUUUGAACAGGAAGAUUCGGAUUAGACUUGACACACUUCUCCGUAACCCAAAGGCAAAGCUUCCAUCAAAAUCGAUUGCUCCUCUUCGCGUCCGCUCUCUUAAAGUGGGGGAGAGGGUUCAGGCAAGAGUUCACCUGGGAAAUAAAGACAUAUGGCAGUUUGGUACAGUCAAGAGAAAAUUAGGUCAAUACCAUUACAUUGUUGAAUUGGAUUCUGGACAAAGUUUAAAACGACACAUAAAUCAAUUGGUUUUGACUCUUGUAUCCAAGAAGAAAGUUACCUUUACAACACAAAACAAACAAGAUAGUUCUGUUGUUCCAAGAAGGAUUCCUAUUAUAGACUGUCAAGCACCACCACAAGAGAUCCAUCCAGAGUCUGAAUCAAAUACAAACAAUCCAACAGAACUAGACGGUACUCUAAGAGAAGAAAAUCUAGACAGACCUCAAGCCACAGAACAAAAAGAAAACAAAUUAACUCGUCCUUCCAGACAGCGCAAGGUUCCGUCCUAUCUUAAGGACUUUGCUCUCCAGCGAUUAAGUGGGGGAGAAUGUUAUGAACAUAUGUAG
This is a messenger RNA of Macrosteles quadrilineatus (aster leafhopper), 810 nucleotides long. RefSeq lists its product as uncharacterized. Gene Ontology annotation, biological process: DNA integration. Gene Ontology annotation, molecular function: nucleic acid binding. The transcript has a single exon. Lineage: Eukaryota; Metazoa; Arthropoda; Insecta; Hemiptera; Cicadellidae. Bases 1 to 810 code for a protein of 269 amino acids. The record is from RefSeq and is a predicted model, not a curated record.